AUGCUUCGUCUAGUUGGUACUCGAAAGGUUUUGGAAACCAACUGUGUUCCUCUCCGAAAUUGGGAGGCCUGCAUUGAUAAGUGUCUCAUGAAUCGAAUCCAAAAGGAAUGUCGAUGUAUAUUUAGCGCCAGAAAUGAUGGUUGUAAUCUUAGUUCUAUAUCUGGCUGUAGUCUGCAACUGGAUACUAUACAGGAUUCUCUUUCUCUGUCAACCUGCAAUUGCAUUCACCCAUGUGAGCAAACUGUCUACAACUAUGAAUCGAUCACUCAAGCCUGGAAACCAUUCUUCCCCGAUUUUCGGGGCUUCUGGAAAUUUCAAUCCGUCCGAUCUCGUCCCAUUUAUAAUCAAUCCACUCUCGAUACACAAGUAGCUCGUUCUAUAAGUCGAUAUUGGUUCCACUCGCUUAAUCAACAUGAACGAGAUUACCAGCUAACAGCAUCCAUUCAAUUAUGGGCAUUUCUUCGUGAAGCUAACAGAAAAGUAUUCCACGAACUAAUGAGUCUAGAUGAGACUCUGAUGAGCCUUCAACGAAUAAGCAAGGUAAUGAAACGGAUUGUGAAGAUCAUCGGUCAGGCAGCAAAUUACUCAAGAAGUGGAAGAAGUCGUCUAGUGAAAACCUUUCUUCAAUCCAAUGGAAAAGUAAACAGUGCAAUUUUUGAUGAAAACUGUCUUGAUCAAGCUGAACACACUGGAAUGCUUGCUAAAGUCAGCCAACUUAGUGAAGCAUUUACAAAUCGACUGCAGGAGUCCUUUCUCUUUGAUAUGAGUCAACAGAGUGUUCAACUGAACUUAAUUAUGAUUUUACUCCAGAGAAGUCCAGCUGAUUUCUCCAGACUUCUGAAUGAUCUGCGAAUUAGCGAUCUCAUAUCAGAUGUUACUGUUCUCGAUCUUCGACGAAAUGGACAAAAGUGCCUUGAUGCUGCUUACAACCUCAAUGGACUACUGAGCAAUUUUAGUAUUAAAGAUCUUUUUCCAAAAAGCAAUUCAUCUUCUGUGAAGUCAGGAAAUUUGCCUACAGGAAGUGAAAAUAUCAUAUCUUCGCUUCAAGCAAUGCUUUUGGCAAUAGAUUCAAAUUUGAACAAAUUGAGCUCCGAAUUUUCUCGCCUAUACGAUGAGAAUAAGAUUCUGAUAUUGGAGAUGGGAGGCCUUUUAUCAUAUCAAUCGUCAAUGGAACAGCGACAUAGUCGAGUGGCUGUAACGGUGCACAUAUCUCCCAAGCAAAGUCGGUCAAUAAGACUGAAAUCUACUGAAAGCGUAUUCAACAAAAAUGUGGUUCUUGCUGAAGGCAUAUGCUCCACGAUCUGGGAAUGCAGACUUUGGCCCAGCAGUCGUAUUUCAAACGACUUAAUCAAACGUCAACUUACUGGAACCGUGUUUGAGCAGAAUUUACCCUCCUCUGUCUCUCCCUCACCAUUGUCUCAACAGCACCAAUACCCAACGCUUGCAGAUGUCCCUAUACCAACCAUUUCUUCGCCAAUGCCUCAAAGAGCCACCCCUCACUAUGUCUACAGCCUUUCUCGAGGAGAUGGAAUAAUUCCCCAAACAUAUGCUGUGAAAUGGAACCAACUUACACUUGCUCGACCACUUAAGCCAAGUGGUGGUCAGGAGUUUUGUAGACAGUCUAAGCAUUUGCAACCACAACCGGCCUCAUCGUCUUCGCAACAAUUUAGACAACACCAGAAUCCGUCGCAUCCACUUUUCUUGAAUAUUACAGAUUCAACUACAGGGAUUAAUUCACCCUCGACGUCCUCACGUUUGCCGUCUGAUGUCGUGUAG
Molecule: messenger RNA, 1776 nt
Organism: Rodentolepis nana
Lineage: Eukaryota; Metazoa; Platyhelminthes; Cestoda; Cyclophyllidea; Hymenolepididae
Source: the annotation of a GenBank genome assembly